AUGGAUUCUUCUCCUUCGCUGCAAGGGAACACUGUAAGUUCUCCCACAACAAGCCCUCCGGUAGACCCACAGGAAUUCAAUUUUACAGCGGCAAUGAUGUGUGUGGUCAUUUUCCUGGCUUUGUUCGGCAAUGGUUUGGUGAUAGCGGCGUUUCACAGAUUUCACCAACUUCGCACAGUUACCAACUACUUCGUUGUUUCGCUUGCGGUAGCGGACAUUCUCGUGGCGUCACUUUCUAUGCCAAGCUGGAUGUAUAUCCAACUAUCGCAUCUUUCAAAGAUUCCCCAACAAAAACUACUUGCGAAGGUGCUUUACUAUUCGUGGCAAUACGUGGACAUUCUAUGCAGUACAGCAUCCAUAGUGAGUCUUUGUGUGAUCAGCGUUGAUAGGCAUUUAGCGAUCAACUCGCCGCUUACUUACCACAGCAGAAUGACUCCAAAGCGAGCCCGCACCGCCAUAGCGUUAGCAUGGCUCUUCGCCUUUGUUUGUGCCAGUUUAUCGAUUGUAACGGUGGAGCAAAAUUUCAACCCAACGGCGGGACAGGUCUACGCGUGUUUUAUCUCUAUUGCGGCAUUUUUUAUUCCUUUCUUCAUCCUUAUUGUGAUGUAUAGUAAAAUUGGCUGCGUGGCCGUACGACAAGUUCGACAAAUUUGCGCUGCCAAUUCGGGAAUUCAACACGGAAUUCAAAGAGAACACAGUAUGACUUUUCGAAAUGAGCUUAGAAUCACCAAGAUGCUGGGGAUAGUGAUUGGGGCGUUUGUUUUGUGUUGGGGUCCGUUCUUUUCAAUUGUUCUUUUGUACGCGGUCUGUCGGCAAAACUGCCCGAAUGACCACGGCUGGGUAGCUAUUAGCAAAUGGUUACACUACGCAAAUAGCACAUUCAACCCUCUUAUUUAUAUGCUUUUUACGCCGACUUUUCGCAACGCAUUUCGAAGGCUUCUAGUUCGAGGGUUUUGUUGCUUAAAGUUACCGCACGGUGGAUCCCGUUUCAACUUGAACAUUUGGAAGAAGGGAAGUGUUGAGCCCAGUGAAUAUUUUUCGGCGAGAACUUUUCAAGAAACUACUGAAGUACAACCAAGAAAAACAGAGGAUGGGUUUAAUGAAAAGAACACAAACGUGGAACUCGAAAAAACUCGCCAACUGACGGAUUCCACAAACACUUGA
Molecule: messenger RNA, 1164 nt
Organism: Pocillopora verrucosa
Lineage: Eukaryota; Metazoa; Cnidaria; Anthozoa; Scleractinia; Pocilloporidae
Product: D(1) dopamine receptor-like
Biological process (GO): chemical synaptic transmission; G protein-coupled receptor signaling pathway, coupled to cyclic nucleotide second messenger
Cellular component (GO): plasma membrane; dendrite
Molecular function (GO): neurotransmitter receptor activity; G protein-coupled serotonin receptor activity
Source: RefSeq, a predicted model, not a curated record